AACGCAAUCAAAGAUGCUUGUGUUUGUAUUGUGCAACUAUUGCUAUUGUUUUGUCUAAGAGUUGCAGUUUGGCAGUUAAACGUCUUUUCUUCUCUUCUCUGCAUCGAUUUUCAGAUCCAAAGUUUCUCGCGAUACGAGGAAGCAAUGUCAGAGGCUGAGGUUGGCGAUGUGAAGCAAAAAGAGGAGGUUGGUGAUGAUUCUUCUAAGAACGAAGUUGACUGUGAAAAAUCUGUGGAUAAUCGGAACGCUGACAACCCCAUGCCCUCGUCCGAGGAGGAGGAACAAGCUAUUAAGAAGAAGUAUGGGGGGAUGCUGCCAAAGAAGCCUCCACUAAUAUCCAAGGAUCAUGAACGUGCUUACUUUGAUUCUGCUGAUUGGGCUUUGGGGAAGCAAGGAGCACAAAAGCCUAAAGGACCACUUGAAGCACUCCGCCCAAAGUUGCAGCCAACACAACAGCACGCUCGUUCAAGACGCUCAGCUUAUGCUCCAGCAGAUGAUAGUGAAGGUGAAGGCGGCCACAGUAAUACAUCAACAGAAGAAGAGAGUGCCACUGAAGAUGUUGGUGGUGAUGCUCCUCAGGACCAAAGCAGCCGUUAGUAGCAUAGGUUUGACCUAUAAUUUUCCAUUUUGACACAGUGAUUAGAGUUGCUUGUGCUAAAAAACUAGAAGUUGGGGUUUUGAAGCAGUCGUAUAUGAAUUAGAUAUAACUCUUCGCAAGUAUGGGAUUAUAUUAGAUGACGUGCUAGAAUUGCAUUGAGAGAUCUUGAUCUCUACAUUCAUUUGCGAAGGCACGAUUGUGCCAUUUGUAACAUUUGACAUCUUACAAAAUAUAAUCAUCUGCAAUAAGAUUGGAUGUGAAACUUGACAAUAA
This is a messenger RNA of Vigna radiata var. radiata (mung bean), 871 nucleotides long. RefSeq lists its product as uncharacterized. Gene Ontology annotation, cellular component: cytoplasm. Lineage: Eukaryota; Viridiplantae; Streptophyta; Magnoliopsida; Fabales; Fabaceae. The transcript is spliced from 7 exons. The coding region runs from base 145 to 597 and encodes 150 amino acids. The record is from RefSeq and is a predicted model, not a curated record. Gene Ontology annotation, molecular function: protein phosphatase inhibitor activity.